AUGCAGAAGUUGUUGCAGAAAAACCCUUCAAGCCCCCUCCUUUGCACUUCUGUUAGUACCCGUUUUCUUUCUUUGGCUUCUAGAAAUAAACCCACUGACUAUUUGUGUUCUAGCUCUUCAUUUUCUAUAACCCCUUGUGUCUCUCUGUCUCUAAAGCCCUAUUCCUCUCUUUCAAUGCCGACAGCCACGGCUAUCAACGGUGGCUCAUCUAUUGCCGCCUGUUUGGCCAGAAAACCCACCAUCAAACCCACAAUCACUUCUGGUAUUUGUUCAGCUAAUUACAGUGUUUGCCGCUGUUCAGGUGAGAACAGAACCACUGCGGCUCCUUUUCAGUCCUGGGUUUUGGCCCGGCCCACGUGGUUCCGUACUGCUGCCGGUUCGGAGGGACCCGUUACGGUUGAGGCAACAAAGUCGGCUGUUGAAGGAUUGAAGAGUUCUGAUGGAGGAGAUGAGGAGAAAGUAGAUAAAGGGGAAAAGGGUUUCUCGGAGGAGAAGGCAGCAAGGAUGAACAGGCGGCAUAAGGGGUCGAGCGAGGUAGUGGGGAACGCUGAUUUGUUGACAAUUCCAGGAGUGGGGCCUAAGAAUUUGAGGAAACUAAUGGAGAAAGGUUUCCGAGAAAUGGCUGAGCUUAAGCAGUUUUAUAAGGACAAGUUUCUUGGGAAGUCCAAUGACACAAUGGUCGAGUAUUUACAGAGUUCGGUGGGAAUCAUUCAUAGAAAUCAUGCUGAGAGCAUAACAGCUUUUAUUAAGGAGAGUGUGGAUGAAGAGUUAAAGGAUGUAGACAUUGAUGUGAAAGCUGCAGCAAAGAAGCGAAUCACAUUUUGUGUUGAGGGAAAUAUUAGUGUUGGAAAAACAACAUUUCUUCAGAGAAUAGUUCGUGAUACAAUUGAGCUUCGAGAUCUUGUCGAAGUGGUGCCAGAACCCAUUGAUAAGUGGCAGGAUAUUGGACCUGACCACUUUAAUAUACUUGAUGCUUUCUAUGCUGAGCCACAUAGGUAUGCCUAUACCUUUCAGAAUUAUGUCUUUGUCACGAGAGUGAUGCAGGAGAGAGAGUCAUCUGGUGGAGUGAAGCCCCUCAGGCUGAUGGAGAGGAGUGUUUUUAGUGAUAGAAUGGUCUUUGUACGAGCUGUGCAUGAAGCAAAGUGGAUGAAUGAGAUGGAGAUCAGCAUUUAUGACUCAUGGUUUGACCCAGUUGUCUCAGUUUUACCUGGGCUUAUUCCUGAUGGCUUUAUCUAUCUUAGAGCUAGCCCUGAUACUUGCCAUCAGAGAAUGAAGCUGCGAAGGAGAGCAGAAGAGGGCGGUGUCUCCCUAGAUUAUCUCCGUGACUUGCAUGAAAAGCAUGAAAGCUGGCUUUUCCCUUUCCAAAGUGGACAUCAUGGAGUAUUAUCAGUCAGUAAGCUACCAGAACAAAUGGAUAAAUCUUUGCAUCCUGACAUAAGAGAUCGGGUGUUUAAUUUGGAAGGUGAUCAUAUGCAUUCAAGUAUUCAAAAGGUGCCUGCUUUGGUUCUUGACUGUGAAGCCAAUAUUGAUUUUAGCAGAGAUAUUGAAGCUAAGGAACACUAUGCACGCCAAGUUGCGGAAUUCUUUAAAUAUGUGAAGAACAGGAAAGAAGUUUCAUCUUCACAAGCUGGAGACAGUGGUCUUCUCGGCAACCGACAGAUCUUGCUGCCUCGUGAAGGUGGAUUGUUUUUACCAAAUGAAAAGCACUUCCCUCAGUCUGCUCUCAAAUCUUUGGAGUUUAGACGAGCAAUGUCAUUUAUGUCUGGUCAGUGAUUGCUUUGCAGCCUUCUUUUCCAACUACAGGUCUGUAAAACCGUCUUUUUGUGUGAUGCAUCUACGGUGAUGUAUCUAGUUAUGUAAAAAUGUUAACCCCCUAGGCCUUAGAGAUGUAGAGAUGCUGUGUAUGGCUUAAUCCUUUGGUAAUAGUGCAAUGUUUGGUUGUUGAAGCUUGAUUUCUGCUGAAAGGGUUGAGAUUUGAAGGUAUAGUAGUGAAGUUUCAAUGCU
Messenger RNA from Jatropha curcas, 2004 nucleotides. It is a transcript of the gene DNK, whose product is annotated as P-loop containing nucleoside triphosphate hydrolases superfamily protein. Gene Ontology annotation, cellular component: cytoplasm. Gene Ontology annotation, molecular function: deoxynucleoside kinase activity. NCBI's taxonomy places the organism in Eukaryota, Viridiplantae, Streptophyta, Magnoliopsida, Malpighiales, Euphorbiaceae. The record is from RefSeq and is a predicted model, not a curated record.